Molecule: messenger RNA, 570 nt
Organism: Polistes dominula (European paper wasp)
Lineage: Eukaryota; Metazoa; Arthropoda; Insecta; Hymenoptera; Vespidae
Gene: wrm1
Product: wurmchen 1 transmembrane protein
Source: RefSeq, a predicted model, not a curated record
AUUCGAUUAAAUGCACGUUACGACAACGCAACUAAACACAUUCCAACAUGGCACACUUGUAUUGUUUUACGGACAUCUAUUGUGUGUUUUUCAUUAAUUGUUAAACAACCAAGUCUUCAAUUUAUAAAAUGUCUAUUCUAGACGAACGCGAAGAAUACCUGAAGAAUCCAUAUUUUGUAAAGCACGAAUACGGAGAUUUCACACCAUUUUAUAUAACCAUCACUGUUUGUUCAAUAAUAGGUGGAAUUAUAUUUCUUUUGAAUAUAAUCUACUGUUGGUGUUCCCGUCACAAAGCUUAUUGGCAAGAUCGUCAUACCGGAAAUCGAUACAUUCAAUCUUUGUGGACAGUAUUACCACAUAAAACUCCUCCUUUGGAUUUAAGUGAACUAGAAUCCGUUCACAUUGCUCAUCCAAUUGUUAAGUCUAAAAUAGUAGAGUAUCACGAUACUGAAUCAUUAGACAAAGGUUCUCAUUCGCAAGAAUACUUGGAAAUGCAUAAACGUGAAAGUGAAAUUUAAUAUCACAUUUAUUUUAAUAGCUUAAGAUCGAGAAAUAUAUGUACAAAGGUCA